This is a messenger RNA of Grus americana (Whooping crane), 1409 nucleotides long. RefSeq names its product fibrinogen-like protein 1-like protein. The transcript is spliced from 3 exons. The record is from RefSeq and is a predicted model, not a curated record. The coding region runs from base 177 to 947 and encodes 256 amino acids. Lineage: Eukaryota; Metazoa; Chordata; Aves; Gruiformes; Gruidae.
UUCUAAGAGCACAAAGGAAACCCAGCCUGAUUUCCUCCUCCAGAAGAAAGGAAGCCAAGAGGGGGUGGUGGGGUGGUGGUGUAGGACCCAGUUACCCCGCCCACUGCAGAGGACACUACAAAUGCCUCUGUGAGACCUGCUGCUACACAGCUUUGUGCUCCAGAGGGCAUUCCCGCAUGGACACCAUGGCCCAGUGCCUUCUACUCCUUGCUUGCGUGCUGGUCUUGGCUGCCCCUGGCCACUCCAUGCACAUACAAACCCUAAACAUCUUCAAGAAAUCUCCCUCCAACACUUCGGCAAGCGCUCUGAAGAAAACCAGUUGGCCCAAGGACUGCAGCGAGGUCUCUGCUGGCAGCCCCAGCGGCAUUUACGUCAUCCAGCCUGCCGGGCUGCACCCCAUCGUGGUGUACUGCAAAAUGAACGUGACGGACGGGGGCUGGACGGUCAUCCAGAGGAACCGGCAGAGCACGGAGAUCACCUGGGCCGAGUCCUGGAGCACCUACAAGUACGGCUUUGGGAAUGUGCGCAGCGAGUACUGGCUGGGCACUGAGUACAUCCAUCAGAUCUCCAGGCAGAAGGUCUACCAGGUCAGGUUUGUCAUCUGGGAUGCCGCAAAUAACAUCAAGUUUGCAGACUACAACCUCUUCAGCCUGGAAGAUGAGUCCCAGGGCUACCGACUGAGGCUGGGAACAUACGCAGGGACAGCGGAGGAUGCCAUGACCUCAGACAAUCCCAGGAAUGUGCACAACAACAUGAAGUUUUCCACAAAGGAUCGGGAUCAGGACACUUACAGCGGGAACUGUGCCUCCAGCUACGGGGGUGGGUGGUGGUACUCGGCGUGUUAUGCUGUACGGCUGAACGUCAAGGGGGCCAUAACGUGGGGCAGCCUGUGCAAUGGGAACUGCAAAGCCUCUGCCAUCCUCAUCAAACCAGCUCUGUACCAUUAGUGCUCUUCCCCCUCCUGUCUGCACUGAGCACAUGGCCAGACCAGCACCCUGCUGGGGCCUGUUUUGUUGACUGGGGGGCUGGGGGUGAAUAGGGUUUUUCCUGUAUAUCAAGAAAUGUUUUCUUUUCCUCUUCUCUUGAAAAGUAACAAAGCUCCCUGCUUUGUGUCUGGCCUUUCACCUGCAGGAGGUUUUUAGGGAUCAUUAUUAGAACAAGUCUUUAUAAACACUGAAGUUUCCAAGCAUGUUCCUUCUGGGGAGAAAACUGUGUUCAGAAACCUAAAACCUUCCUGAUCCAGCAAGGUCUGACUCUCUUUUUGCUUUGCGGGUAUAGGUGACUUCAGCAGAAGAGUAUCAGUCAUCACUGAUCUAAACUGCUCUGAGCCCAGGCAGGCUAUGUACACACCAUAUCCCUGCUGUAGUCUGUGUUCAUCCUGCAGAAUAAAAUUGUUUUCAGAACCUGCA